This is a messenger RNA of Folsomia candida, 1607 nucleotides long. Its product is annotated as probable rRNA-processing protein EBP2 homolog. Lineage: Eukaryota; Metazoa; Arthropoda; Collembola; Entomobryomorpha; Isotomidae. The transcript has 2 exons. The coding region runs from base 318 to 1418 and encodes 366 amino acids. The record is from RefSeq and is a predicted model, not a curated record. Gene Ontology annotation, biological process: rRNA processing; ribosomal large subunit biogenesis. Gene Ontology annotation, cellular component: preribosome, large subunit precursor; nuclear periphery; nucleolus.
AUUAUCAGAGGAACCAAGUAAAUUUGGGUGUUGGUGAAAGCGAUGAAAGUGAGUGGGGAGAAAGGCGAGAGAGCGACAAGCAGUUUGCCCCAGCAAGAGAAUGGAGUGCAGAGCCAAACUCGAACCCUCCAUGUGUAGAAGAGCAGAAGCACAUUUCUAUCAUUUCAGCGAGUCGUCAACGGCUGCUGUGAGGAAUAAAAAUUUAAUUUACGUCUGAUAAGUACUUACCCUAAGAGGAAGAUAACCUUUGCGAUAGUAAGAAAGGUGUACAGUUUCAUCAUCUUUAUUUGUGAUCGUUGAUUCAGCAUUUGCAAAACAUGAAGAAACCAGAGGAAGUUGAUUUCUCAGACUCGUCAGAUGAGGAAUUUGAAGUUGACGAGGACGCUGAUUCUGAUGAAGCACUACAAGAAGCAUUUGCGGCUGGAAAAUUAAAGCCAGGGUUGGUUGUUGUGAAUACGACUGGAAGAGAGCUGGAGAAGCAGAAGCCAGCAGCUGCUAUUAAUGAUAUCCCACUAAUACAACAUCAUCUUGAAAAAAUAAAAUUGCCCAAAAAGUUUGGAUGGAUUGAGCGCUUAGAUAUCGUUAAUAACGUGGCCCCCCUCGCACCUGAAAUUGCCCUUCAGCUAGAUGAACAUAAGGGAAAGCGGUCCAGAGAAAUCAAGUCAAUCAAUAGCCAACGGAGGUCGAAAGGAACGGCGAGCCCUUCAGUAAAGUCUGUAGAUGAUGAUCCAGUUCAUAAUGAUUUUGCUCGGGAAAUGGGAUUCUAUCGCCAAGCACAAGAAGCUGUUUUAAAGUGCCUUCCGCGACUACGAGAGAUGGGAGUUCCUACGAGAAGACCAGAAGACUAUUUUGCAGAAAUGGCUAAAUCGGAUACUCAUAUGCAGAAAGUGGCUCAAGUUCUACUCAAGAAGCAGACUUCUACUGAGAAAGCGGAGAAAGUGCGGAAAUUGAGGGAACAAAAGAAAUUCGCUAAACAGACUCAAGUUCAGGUUAUUCAGGAAAGACAAAAGGCUAAAAAAGAUAUGAUUGAGAGUGUGAAAAAGUAUAGGAAAGGACAACAAGGAGGAAAUUUAGAUUUUUUGGAAGAAAAAAAGAAGGGAACUCGAGAUUUGGGUAAAAAUAGGGGAGGUGGGAGAGGGGAUGACAAGAAGAGGGUGAACUAUAGGAGACAAAAUAAGAAUGAGAAAUACGGCAAUGGUGGGAAGAAGAAAGGCCAGAAAUGGAACACGAGGGAUAGUUUAGACAAUUUUGAGAGUGGGAGUGGUGGGAAAGGAAAGGGGUCAGCGAAAGGGUUUGGGCGUGGAAAACAACCUGGGGGCAACAGGGGCGGAAGGGGCAACCCAGGGGGUGGUGCUGGUGGUGGUACAAAACGGCCUGGGAAAAAUAAUCGGCAAAAAAUGAAAGCUAGGAAAAAUUAAGGACGAUAUUGUUAGUUAAAACGGAUACUUAUGCUUUAUGAAUAUGUUUUUUUUGUGUGCGUAUCGACUGUCACAUUAUACCCUUUGAAAAUGUAUGAUGAUUUUUUAUUCUAAACAUCAUUAUAUCCUUUGAUACUUUAAAAUAAUUUUUCUAGCUUUAAUGUUGAUAAUAAAACUUGUAAGUAUAAA